Molecule: messenger RNA, 2170 nt
Organism: Panicum hallii
Lineage: Eukaryota; Viridiplantae; Streptophyta; Magnoliopsida; Poales; Poaceae
Product: lipid phosphate phosphatase 2-like
Exons: 9
Coding region: 585-1532 (315 amino acids)
Biological process (GO): phospholipid metabolic process
Molecular function (GO): phosphatidate phosphatase activity
Source: RefSeq, a predicted model, not a curated record
AGAUCAGGUCGCUGCUGCCGAUCCAGCUUUUGUCCUGCAGAGGACAUUAGUUUUACGAAAAUCCGUGUCGUCUGUCGGUUCUGGAGAUCCUCUGAAUUUUGAGUUUUCUAGGUGAUUUUCGAGCCCGUCCAUGUAAUACCAUUCAGUCAUCCAGUGGUCAAACUCCUCGUGCUCCUUAACCACUAAGUUAUUAGAACAAUCUAAAAAGUAUGGAUGCAUUUGUCCUCAUCCAGUGUACAAUCUCGUCUACUCCGAGGUUGGAUGUCAGCAUUCAGCCAUUAAAUUAGUGGCUGUUCCUCCCUCAAGAUCACGCGCGGAGAGGCUUACUCUCACAGGUCAGGAGGAGCCAGCUACCCUGCAAAUUCAGGAACCGAACAUUCAGCAAGACACCAGCCGGUUCCGGUCUCCUGGAUUGAAGCCUUCUCGUCUUCGGAUCGGCGCAUAGACCGCCCGACCCUUUUCUACCUGCCCCGGUUGGUCAUCAGCAUCACCAAUAAUACGGGGAGAAUCGGGGAGGAGCUCGUUGCCGGCGGCGUUGACUUGCGCAGGCGCAGGAAGCCACGAAGCAACUCCUCUCCUCCGAGAUGCCGCCGCCGCCGCCCAUCCGCCUGGGCCCCCCGCACCCGUACCUGAAGACCCACGGGAGCAAGGUCGCGAGGCUGCACCUGUUCGACUGGGUCGUGCUGGCCCUUCUCGUCGCCAUCGACGUGGGGCUCAACCUCAUCGAGCCGUUCCACCGGUUCGUCGGCGAGGACAUGAUGACCGACCUCCGAUACCCCCUGAAGAGCAACACCGUCCCCGUCUGGGCCGUGCCGAUAUACGCAGUCAUCGGCCCGAUCAUCAUCAUCGUCGGGAUCUACAUGAAGCGGCGGAACGUGUAUGACAUGCACCAUGCCAUUCUAGGCCUUCUGUUCUCCGUGCUCAUCACCGGCGUCCUGACCGAUGCGAUCAAGGACGGAGUUGGCCGGCCGCGCCCCAAUUUCUUCUGGCGCUGCUUCCCUGACGGAGUGCCGAAGUUCAACAACAUCACCACACAAGUCAUAUGCCACGGGGACCCGGCGGUGAUCAAAGAAGGGCACAAGAGCUUCCCGAGCGGCCACAGCUCAUGGUCCUUCGCUGGGCUAGGCUUCCUGUCGUGGUACCUGGCCGGCAAGAUCAAGGCGUUCGACCGGCGCGGCCAUGUGGCCAAGCUCUGCAUCGUCCUCCUGCCGCUGCUGCUCGCGGCCAUGGUCGCGGUCUCGCGGGUGUCUGACUACUGGCACCAUUGGCAGGACGUGUUCGCCGGUGGAAUUCUUGGUUUGGUGGUUGCGUCCUUCUGCUACCUGCAGUUUUUUCCUCCACCGUCUGGUGACCCAGGAUUUUGGCCUCACGCGUACUUUGAGCACAUUCUUAACCCCGAGGGCGAGGGCCAAGUGCAGUCAACAACCAACUCGAACCACCGUCGAUCACUGUCCGGAGGCCCAGUUGCAAUGGAGAUGGGAAACACAAACCAAGAACUGGGCUCCAUGGAAGAAGGCCGCCCAGCUGGGUGACGUGCUGCCGUUGCUGCCGUUACGAACAGAACCGAGUCCUUUUCGUUUUUCGUUUUUCCCCCUUAGCUUAUUGUAUGUUUGAUAGUAGAUGUUUUUGAUCUGUAAUCGCGUCUUGUAAAUUAAAGUUAGGUGAAAAGCAUCAUGAAUUCAUCCACAAUGUUCGUAUGUUUGAGGUGAUGGUGGCCCUCAAUCCAUGCGUCCGCAUGAUCAGCGCAACGGAAGCAGGCGCAGAAUUCAGAUUCCUGUGUGCUGGAUGAGGGCAGCUCACCGACCUAGCUAUGAUUACCAGAGUACAAGAGGGCCUGAUGUGUUUCCAUGGUUUCCCCGUGAUUUUUGUCACAUGGUAGGUGUUUCAUCAGCAAGAUGCCAGUGCCAGACAUAGCAGAUAAGCAUCCACAGUACAGGUCUAGGUUCAGUGACGAUGAUCAUUUUAGUCUAGGAAGCGUCUAUCAUGGCUAUCACAGCUGUUUGUGACCUGUAUUCAGCUACAAAACGAUGUACAGCUGCUGUGUUUUGACUUGUAAAGCCACUGUAAAAGACUAGCCCAUCUGAAUGAUACUGUAGCACGCUGUCCACGACGGGUAAGUAGGAAGCCUAUCGUCACGAUUUUCUACGGCACGGGCGACUUGAUCAGUUCA